Molecule: messenger RNA, 1521 nt
Organism: Cordyceps fumosorosea ARSEF 2679
Lineage: Eukaryota; Fungi; Ascomycota; Sordariomycetes; Hypocreales; Cordycipitaceae
Product: FAD binding domain protein
Exons: 2
Coding region: 1-1521 (506 amino acids)
Molecular function (GO): FAD binding
Source: RefSeq, a predicted model, not a curated record
AUGUGGUUACCAACGUUCGGCCUCGUCGCCGGCCUCCUGGCCUCCGUCGCCCUCGCGACCAACAACACCAACAACGCCCUCCAUGCCUGCGCCGCUCUCUCCUCCGUCCUCCCCGGCACCGUCGCCUACCCCUCCUCGCCCGCCUACGCCGCCGGCAUGUCCUACUGGUCCGCCCUCCCCGCCACCCAGCGCCCCUCCUGCCUCGUCACGCCCUCCACAUCCACCGACGUCUCCCUCGUCCUCACCACCCUCAUCCACACCAACACGCCCUUUACCUUUCGCGCUGGUGGCCACACCGCGCACGCCAACGGCUCCAACAUCAACUCCUACGGCGUAAACGUCGACCUCGCGCGCCUGCGCACCCUGCGCGUCGCCCCCGACCGCGGCUCCGUCUCCGUCGGCGCGGGCCUCCGCUGGGGCGACGUCUCCGCCGCGCUGGACCCGCUCGGGCUCGCCGUGCUCGGCGGACGCGACGCCGACGUCGGCGUCGCGGGCUUGCUCCUCGGCGGCGGCUUCUCCUUCUUCUCCGGCCGCCGCGGGUGGGCCUGCGACGGCGUGCUGGCGAUGGAGGUGGUGCUGGCCUCGGGGGAGGUGGUCCAAGCGACCGCGGGGAAUGAACACCGGGAGCUGUUCCGCGCGCUCAAGGGCGGCGGGGGCGCCAACUUUGGCGUGGUCACGCGCUUCGACCUCGCGGCGUUCCCGCAGGGCGACGUGUGGACGCGGACCGUCGUGUGGCCGGGCGACGCGCGGGCGGCGAUCGCGGAGAAGGCGAUGGGGCUGGUGACGGAGGGCAUGGAGGCGGAUCCGGACGCGCACGCGUACUUUGUGCGCACCUACCAGCCCGACCUUGGCGGCUUCGUCAACCUUGCAAGCUUCUUCCAUGCCGGGCCGGUGACGCAAGGGGAAGACGCCUCGACGACGACGCCGGCCGUCUUCUCGCCGUUCGACGAGAUCUCCGGCGCGCUCUCCAACGUCACCGCGGUCGCCAACGUUACUGCCGUGACCUCCUCCAUCUCGACGCCGUACGGGCUGCGCCGCGCGUGGUCCAACCUCUCCUUCGCCGCCGGCUCGCCCGCCCUCAUCUCCGAGCUGCUCGCGCUGUGGGACGCCUCCGUGCUCGCCCUCCUCCCGCGCGCCGACGCCGCCUACGCGCCGUUCGUCAUCUACCAGGCGGUCUCGCGCGGUCAGCUACGCGCGUCUCGGCGGCGCGGGCCCAACGCGAUGGGCCUGGCGCCGGAGGACGGGCCGAUGGUGGUGAUGCACUUCCUGACGGGCUGGGGGGACGCCGCGCUGGACGGGGUGGUGAUGCGGUCGACGCGGGAGCUGGUGCGCGCGGCGGAGGAGGCGGCGCGGCGGCGGGGGGCGCACCGGGAGUUCGUGUACAUGAACUACGCCGGCGAGUGGCAGGAUGUCGUGCGGCGGUACGGGCCGGAGAGCUAUGCGCAGCUGCUGGGGACGUCGCUGCGGUACGAUCCGAGGAGGGACUUGCAGCGGCUGUGGAGGGGGUAUUUCAGUUUUUGA